AUGGCGGCGCGCAGUGCACGAUGGCAGCAAUUCCUACAAGAGCUGGUGAUGGUGGCUGGGACAUCGGUUUCUGCAUACUUCCUCAUCAGAUAUCUCCUGUCACGUCUUGAUUUCGAUCCCGAGAGUCAGAAGAAAGAGGAACAACGAAAGAAGUCAGCCGCUAUCCUCCGACGACUGGACGGCGGCGAUGACUCGGACGAUGGUUCACCACAAAAAGGAGGGAAACGGGGUAACAGACAGAGCAAGGGAGAGUUGGUUUUGACACAGUACGAACAAGCAAUUGCCAUGGACGUUGUGGCACCCGACGACAUUCCCGUGUCGUUCGAAAAUAUCGGCGGUCUAGCCGAGAUCAUUGACGAGUUGAAAGAAUCCGUUAUCUAUCCGUUAACCAUGCCCCAUCUUUACGCUUCGACGUCUUCCCUCCUCACUGCUCCGUCUGGUGUUCUGUUGUACGGUCCUCCUGGUUGCGGAAAGACGAUGUUGGCCAAGGCCCUUGCUCACGAAAGCGGAGCGUGCUUUAUCAAUUUGCAUAUCUCGACAUUGACGGAAAAGUGGUACGGUGAUUCGAAUAAACUUGUCAAUGCUGUUUUUAGCCUGGCCCGAAAACUGCAACCUGCGAUUGUUUUCAUCGACGAGAUCGAUGCCGUGUUGGGCACAAGACGGAGCGGUGAACACGAGGCUAGUGGUAUGGUCAAGGCUGAAUUCAUGACACAUUGGGAUGGUCUUACAUCAUCCAAUUCGUCAGGAGAGCCUCAGCGUGUUGUCGUGCUUGGUGCUACUAAUCGUAUCCAAGAUAUUGACGAUGCCAUUCUUCGACGGAUGCCUAAGAAAUUCCCUGUGGCACUCCCUGCGGCUGAACAGCGAUUGAGGAUUCUCAACCUCGUUCUCAAAGACACUAAGAUUGAUUUCGACAACUUCGAUCUCCAAUACCUCGUCAAGGGAAUGGCCGGUAUGUCCGGCAGCGACAUUAAGGAAUCUUGCCGUGAUGCCGCCAUGGUUCCUGUCCGAGAGUUAAUCCGACAGAAGACAGCGGAAGGGCAGAUGAUGACUGCUGUUGAUCCAACGAACGUCCGAGGCCUUCGAACUGAAGACUUCUUCACGCAGGCCGGAGGUGUUAAAAUAAUUUCUCCCCCAGGGCAAUCCCAAUCCAGCAAGCAGGCCUCGGAGAAGGAAUGGAGUACCGACGACGCAACAUCCGAAGCUGGUACACGACCGUCCACGGAGAUGGCAGAGCCUCCCGAGUAA
This is a messenger RNA of Aspergillus glaucus CBS 516.65, 1245 nucleotides long. RefSeq names its product protein-degrading AAA family ATPase MSP1. The coding region runs from base 1 to 1245 and encodes 414 amino acids. Gene Ontology annotation, cellular component: mitochondrial outer membrane. NCBI's taxonomy places the organism in Eukaryota, Fungi, Ascomycota, Eurotiomycetes, Eurotiales, Aspergillaceae. The record is from RefSeq and is a predicted model, not a curated record. The transcript has 2 exons. Gene Ontology annotation, molecular function: ATP binding; ATP hydrolysis activity.